GGAUUGUGCGACUCGGAAGAGUUUGUGAUUGUUCGAUGUGUGAACGCGAUGACUGAGCUCACCUCGCUCGGCAUGCUCGAGAAGAUCUCGUUGCAUUCCCUAUUGAAAGAGACAGUGCCUUAUCUAAUCCAUCCGAAUCUAUGGAUCCGACAAGCCACUUGCGACUUCAUCUCUUCAGCUGCCAAGCAAAUGUCCGAAGUUGAUGUUUUAGUCAAAUUGGGCCGAAUCUUGGAGCCCUUUGUCCGGGAAGAAGUGAUUCAAGUUCAAACCCCGGCCAUUGUAUUCUCGAAGCUUCACGAGCAUCUCCCUCGGAAUCUGUUCGAAUUGGUACUGAAAAGUGGCGAUAUCGAUGGAUUGCUCUCCAUCCUGGAGACCAGACGUACCAAACGGGCCCUGAGCAGUUUCCAUUUAGGACUAUCCUCGGGAAUGAAUCCGGUCCUGCAUGCCGAGGUGCCCACACCCAUGCAACAGCUUCUAAAACGAUUGCAAAAUGAAGGAAUGUCCCCGGAGGUGGAAGAUCAGCUCUUGAUGUACCGCGAGCACCUGAUCAAGAUGGCCCAGAAUCGCGCCAACUUCAAGCCCAAAAAGUUCGACGGCAUGGUCGACUUGAGUCGACACAUGGCCAAGUACAGCCUCGAACUCCGAGUGGAGCUUCUGAACAUAGAUCCUAGAGCCAACCUGAUCAGACCCAUUCCCGAGCAUCAGCACAUUCCACCUGUGAAUGAGGAAUGGCAGCAACUUUUCGGUCCCGAGGCCUCUCCUGGAUCUGACUUCGCCUCUGAAGCGCAAUCGGGACUUGAUGGAGCGGGUUCCAAUCGAUCAGUGGGACGCUCCGUAAGUCCAGCUCAUUCAGGAGCCACGACCUCUCCCCGAAGAAGUCGAACCCCGCAGCCCUCGUCAAUUGAGAAAUCCUACGAGCCAUCAGUGCAAUGGGAGACCAAUCGAAACGCAAUUCCAGAUCAAGAUCCUGGGUUCUACCCCCAAUGCAAGGUUACGUUGGAUCACUUGCUCCGGACGAAACGAGGCGAAUACGCACUUCAUGCCAAGAAACGUGCCCAAUUAGGUUAUGGAAAUGACUGUGAUAAAACGAUGCCCUCUUGUGAUUGGAGGCUCCAAGGAAACCUCCUGACUCAUUUGCACGAGCACGAAUUGGGGAUCGUUCAACUGGCCAGGAUUCCAGAUAGGCCGAUCUUUGUCAGCGCAUCAUUGGACGGCACCGUUAGGCUAUGGGAUAUCUCGAAUUUUGAAUCGAGUAACGUGGUGGAUCGCUCACAUAAGCAAUACCGCAAAUACGAAGGUUGUCCAUUGACAUCCCUGGAUAUUUCUGGAGCUGGCGAUCUUAUGGCUACCUCGGCGGAAAAUGGUUCGAUUUGUGUCCAAAGGACAAGGACAAGAAAGGAGGGCAAAGUAUUUCUGACCGACAGGAAAUGAAACGCCAAGCAAACA
Tigriopus californicus is the source of this 1446-nucleotide messenger RNA. RefSeq names its product phosphoinositide 3-kinase regulatory subunit 4-like (gene Vps15). NCBI's taxonomy places the organism in Eukaryota, Metazoa, Arthropoda, Copepoda, Harpacticoida, Harpacticidae. Gene Ontology annotation, molecular function: protein binding; protein serine/threonine kinase activity; ATP binding. Gene Ontology annotation, biological process: late endosome to vacuole transport; autophagy of peroxisome; protein targeting to vacuole. Gene Ontology annotation, cellular component: late endosome; nucleus-vacuole junction; phosphatidylinositol 3-kinase complex, class III, type I. The record is from RefSeq and is a predicted model, not a curated record.